Molecule: messenger RNA, 1152 nt
Organism: Aspergillus ibericus CBS 121593
Lineage: Eukaryota; Fungi; Ascomycota; Eurotiomycetes; Eurotiales; Aspergillaceae
Gene: psf2
Product: DNA replication protein PSF2
Exons: 3
Coding region: 199-1008 (269 amino acids)
Biological process (GO): DNA replication; double-strand break repair via break-induced replication
Cellular component (GO): nucleus; GINS complex
Source: RefSeq, a predicted model, not a curated record
CGUCGACGCAUAUGCAAACCAACCAAACACGCCGCAUUGGGCAAUACGCAUCGCGAUCGAUUUUCAAUUAAACGCUGCAACUCCUUCCUUCCUCCAGCAAACAAACUCCAGAGCAUGGGAUACGCCCAUUCAAUUGAGCCGACACGUCCCUGACCCCCUUCUACCGCACCAAUACGCCCACCCGCGCCGUGAGGGUCAAUGGCCUUUCCCCUCCCGCGGGGCAUCACGCCCCCGGAGAUCUCUUUCCUGGCCGAGAUGGAGAUGGUCACCAUUCUACCUCGUCAGCGGCUCGAAGGCCUUGAGCUCCUAGGAGGCCCCGUCGAACCCCUUCUCCCACCCCGACGCGCCUCCCUCCCCCUCUGGCUCGCCCUCCUCCUCAAACGCCAACGCCGCGCCAACAUCCUCCCCCCGCCCUGGCUACACCCCGAAUCCCUCGAACUGAUCCUCGAAAUCGAGACCAAAGACGACGACUACCAGCACGUCUUCUCCCCGCCCCCGCCCCUCCCAGGCCAACCCACCCCGCGAGACCGUCGUCCACCCACCAUCAGAUCCCAGUACACGCCCUCAGGGGAGAAAUACCACCCCGCACCUCCCUUCCUACCCGAAAACACAACCCGCGAUCAUAUCCCGCCCGGGGAGCCGCCGGCCCUACCGUUCCAUUGGCUGGAGGUGGGGACGAUGUUGCUGGAAGCGGCGAGUGAUGAUCUGGUGGAGCCGGAUCAGACGAGACGGUUGUUGAAGGAGUUGAGGGAAGUGAGGAUGGCGAAGAUUCGGUCGGGCGUGGAUGUGCUGGAUGCGGCGGCGAUGGGGGGUGGGGGGGUGGCGUUGACGGGGGUUGGGGCGAUGGAGUUGGGGGAGGGAAGGAGGUUUAUUGCUGGGGUGGUGGAUGGACUUAGACGGAUUGGAGCGUCAAAGGAACAGGCUCGGCGGGAGGAAAUGGCUGAGGGCAUGGCCAAUGGAGGGUAUGAUGGCACGCAGGACUAUGAGGAUGAUGAAAUGGAGUUUUAGAUCGAUAUCAGAAGCUUUCGCGUUGUUUGUUGUUUCAGGACGGAGUUCUCGGACGGAUAUAUUGACAUGCGCAUACAUGAUCGUUCAGAUGUAUAUACCCUAUAUCAGUGAUGGAUUGUUGGCAGUAAAGGUCAUUCUAGAGGU